AUGGCCGACGUAUUCACCCCCAUCGUCGACUGCGACGUUCUCGAAGCCGCAAAGGAGAACAUCCAGCCCCUCGCCGCCGGCCGGCGCGUCACCGCUCUCUCCGCCAUCCUCUCCACCCCGCACGCCCAGCGCGAGGUCCGUCUCGCCGACGCACGCAAGCGUCACCGCACAAACGUCGAGCUCGCCCUCGAAGACGACUCGGACGAUGCAGACCCGCUCGAGGUCUACUCUCGCUUCGUCGACUGGACGGUCGAGAACUACCCGCAGGGCCACUCGGCGGAGUCCGGCCUGCUCGAACUCCUGGAGGAGGCGACGCGCGUGCUCAAGGACGACAGGGGCGGGAAGUGGCAUGGGGACCUGAGGUACCUGAAGCUGUGGGUGCGGUAUGCGAGCUACGUGGACAAGCCGACGGUGAUCUACAAGUUCUUGCUCGUGAACGAGAUCGGGACAAACCAUGCGCUGUUCUACGAGGAGUACGCGAUCGCGCUCGAACGCGCCAACCGACGCGUCGAGGCAGACGAGACGUACCUCCUGGGCAUCGCGCGGAGGGCAGCCCCCCUCGAGCGUCUGGAAGCGAAACAUCGCGAGUUCCAGAAACGCAUGAUGGCCUCCCCAACACUCCCCCAGUCCUCAUCAUCCGAAAUGGACCCAGACGCGAUUCCCCAAUCAUCCGCGAAACGAAGGGUGCUCGGCGAGCCACCGGCAUCGUCGUCUUCGUCCUCACGCUCGCGCACAACACGUUCCGGCUCAACACGCGCACCCUCGGUCUCCGAAGACGUGUUCUCUGCCCCUGCACCUCCACGCCCGAAUGCGCGCAUGCCCAUCUUUGUCGACCCUUCAGGCGACGCGGAGAACGAUCCGAAUCAGGCGAUGAACCCCACCCCGUGGUCGGAGCUUGGCACGCGCAAGUCGCGUGUGAAGGAGAACGCGGUCGAGGUGAGCAAGGCCGCUGGGACGACGAUGCGCGCCGGGCGGUCUUCUCGAGCACCAUCCGGUUCGAAGAUCACUGUUUUCCGCGACCCUGGGCCGGAGGACGCAUCUUCCUCGUCCUCGUCGAUGCCCCCGCCUCCCGUACCCCCGGCCAAGAAGGAGAAGUCACGGACGGCGAGCACAAGCUCUAUUCCGAUCUUCCGAGACGAGGACGAACCUGUGCCAGAGCCUGCGACAAAGAACAGCAAUAGUCGGACCACGAGCAAGAGCUCGAUUGCGGUGUUCCGGGACGAAGAUGAGGCAGCCCCAUCUGAACCUGUGGACGCGGCUGCGAAGAAGGGGAAGGGUAAAAGUGCGGGCAGGAGUGUUAUCGCGGUCUUCAAAGAUGAGGAAGAGCCUAAGACUGAACCUUCCGUGCCCUCGACGCCGAGGUUCAUGCCCUUCAGAGAUGAAGAGGCCCCGACGCCAUCCGGUCCUUCUGCCGCAGUCCCUGGGACAGUGAUGAAGCCGAAGCCGGCAGUCAAGGACGCAGUGAUGAGUGCGGAAGCCGAAGCAUUGCGGAAGGAUCCUUUCAAGAACUACAGCGCCGAGGAGAGACCCGUCGACGAUUGAGCUGUUACGUUGGGGAGUUGCUUGCUAUCUGACGGAUCAUUGUAUAUGUAGU
This is a messenger RNA of Dichomitus squalens LYAD-421 SS1, 1594 nucleotides long. RefSeq lists its product as uncharacterized. The coding region runs from base 1 to 1542 and encodes 513 amino acids. The transcript is spliced from 3 exons. Lineage: Eukaryota; Fungi; Basidiomycota; Agaricomycetes; Polyporales; Polyporaceae. Gene Ontology annotation, biological process: mitotic spindle assembly checkpoint signaling. The record is from RefSeq and is a predicted model, not a curated record.